Molecule: messenger RNA, 1380 nt
Organism: Botrytis sinoallii
Lineage: Eukaryota; Fungi; Ascomycota; Leotiomycetes; Helotiales; Sclerotiniaceae
Exons: 1
Coding region: 1-1380 (459 amino acids)
Source: RefSeq, a predicted model, not a curated record
AUGGUCGACAAAUUCGACGAAAAAGCAUUCAAAAAUAUAAUCAAUUCCAUACUUGAAAAAACUGGAGACGAACUUGCCGCCAUUGAAAAAGAAGCUAUAGACGAAUUAGGACCAGAUGGGAAUAUACAAAUGGUUGAUGUUGAUGGUGGAGAGUAUGCCGAAAAUCCUGGAAUGAUACUUGAUGCUUAUUCCGAUCGACUCAUCGAAGCACAUUCAAAAGGUUUGAGAGAAUUGGUGGAUGCUGCUUUGGAUUUAGAAGGUUUACCUUGUGAUAAAUGGGUCAACAAAAGAAGAGAAGAUGGUAAUCUUGAGGUAAUGAAACUCGAACUCCUUUUCAUGUCGGCAUGUAUUCAUCCUGAUGUGUUGAAACAUCUUGUACAAGGAGAUUUACCAAAAGCUUACUCGGAUCCAUUAAUGAUAUCUAUGAGAGUACAUAUGGCAUCUAUGAUGGAAGGACAUAAGAAAGAAAAGAGGAUUUUCAUUUAUAUCCAUUAUUUGGUCAACGAAAUUGGAGUAUCCCCCUCACCCUCAAAAUUGGAACAUGUUUUGAAUAUCGCUGACAUUUACAUCAGGGGAUUCGGUAACCCUAAUGAUCAAGCAUCAUAUCGAAUUUCCAAAAAGAUUGAUGAAAUUAUUGGUACUCACAAGGCUGAACCAGAUGGAAAGAGAAGAUAUAUCAAGGGUAAUACUCAAUAUAAAGUUAUAAAUGAGUGGAUUUCCCUUGUUCGUAAGAGGAUUGAAUUUGAUAAAUUCAAAAAUCGAUGGGAUGAACCAUUAUCUCGUCCCAUUUCCGAAGUCGGAUUUGCAUCAAGUCUUCAACGUUUGGAUCAACAUAGAAAGCAUGUUAGUUCCAAUUACAUUAUGAAUUUGAUUGAAGCUAUCUUUGCAACGGAAGGUGGUAUUUAUAAAAAUCAUCAAUAUGUUAUUUUUAAUUGCAUUGAACCAUGUCAUGGAACAUUUGGGGAAAUUUUAUGUUCCAGGUAUGCUCAAGCUUAUUCAUCACAUGGUGGAGGAUUUUCUCAUUUCGUUGCUAGUGUGAGUGUUGCGAAUUCUUACAAGCAUGAAGAACAAUAUUGGACUUUAGUUAAAGAAGAUUUAAUAAAAUCAAAUUGGUUCACACCAAAUAUUCGAAAGGAGAUGAAGAAAUUACGGGAGGGAACAAGGAUUCAUCAAAGAAUUCAAACUUCAGCAGAAAAACAAGAUGAACAAUUGGAAGAGAUGACUGAUACGAAGAAGCAACUGCAAGAUUUGAAAGAAAGUUUGGCGGAUAGUAAAGAGAAAUUCAAGAAAACGACGGAUGAGUAUUUGAGUACGAUGGAUUCUAUGUUGGUACUUUUAGAUUUGGUUGAAUCUGGUGAUUUAGAUGAUUUAGAUGAUUAG